Molecule: messenger RNA, 1098 nt
Organism: Fragaria vesca subsp. vesca
Lineage: Eukaryota; Viridiplantae; Streptophyta; Magnoliopsida; Rosales; Rosaceae
Exons: 2
Coding region: 144-872 (242 amino acids)
Biological process (GO): microtubule-based process
Cellular component (GO): dynein complex
Molecular function (GO): dynein light intermediate chain binding; dynein intermediate chain binding
Source: RefSeq, a predicted model, not a curated record
GAUCUCACCACACAAUUCUCCAUCCACCGAACCCCACCACUGACCCCUCCCAACACACCAACACAUAUCCCUCCAUUCCAUACACUCAACCUUGCUCUACACUUCCUCCAUUUCCCUUUCACCCAAAUCCCCAUAAACCAGCCAUGGCUAACCGCACCACCCACCGGCGCAUUUUAGCAACACCACAACCAGAACCAGAACCACCAAGGCUGCGGCAGACCAAACCCUCCACUCCUUUAGAUCCCACCAAACCCUGUUCAAGGCUAAACCCAAGUCACAAAACCCAUACAACACAAAGACCCAGCAGCCAAAAUCCACUCCCAACUGUUAUGCACACCACCAGUGUUGAAAAACAGAGUAAAGAGAAGCUGCCCAAGAAGCCCAAUAGAGAAGUGAAAGCUGAGGAGGUGGUGGUGAAGAUGGAACUGAUGGGUCUCAAAGAAGAAAAGCAGGAAGAUGAGUAUGAAAGUAGGAGACUUUCUACUUCUUCUUCUUCUUCAAAGUCUUUGGGAGGAAGAGGAAGGAGGAGUUCCUUUAGUGGGCCACCACAGGCUGAGAUGAAUAGGUUGGCAGAUGUGUUUGCAAGCAAUGGUGUCAAAGUGGUUUCAGUUGAUAUGCCUCCAUUUAUGCAGAUCCAUGCUGUGGAAUGUGCAAGGAAAACUUGUGAUAGCUUAGAAAAAUUCACCUCCAAGACUCUAGCUUUGACUCUGAAAAAGGAAUUUGAUGGGGUAUAUGGACCAGCUUGGCACUGCAUUGUAGGAACAAGUUUUGGGUCCUUUGUGACACACUCAGUAAGUGGCUUUAUGUAUUUCUCAAUGGAUCAAAAGUUGUACAUCCUCUUGUUUAAGACCACAGUACAAAGAGCAGACUGAAAGUUUUCAAUCAUUUUUAGCAUAGGAGGAAGAAGAAGAAGAUCUGGAAAUGCUUUAAAAAUAAGUUGUAAUUCUUUCCAGCUUGUACAGUGCUUAUGGAGCAGGGAAAAAGCUUAAAACUUGACCCUGCAUAAGUGUGUUAAGGACAUCAAUAUGGUUGAAGUUGUGGGGCUUGGUAAAUGUCUGAUUCAAAAAUCCCUACUGCUAGUUCUGUAAGCCCAUAUGC